AUGCAGCCUCGCCCCCGGCUGCCGCUCCCCUCCCUUUUCACGCUGCUCGCGCUCGCACUGCCGUCCGCCUCGCCGCUGCACGUCUUCACGUGUCGCCACACGUACGAGAGCACGCUCGCAGAGGAGCUCGCGAACGCUGGCGUUCCUGCGGCCGCCGUGACCACGGUUUGCCCCGCGGUGGUGAGCGUGAGCGGCGAGCUGCCUGCGCUCGACCCCACCUACGCGCUGCAGUGGCUUCCCUGUGCGGCUGAGGUGCAGGGCGCUUCGGUGCGCCUCCUCGCCGACGCUGCGGUGGCCGCCUGCGGCGACGCCCUCCUCGGCGAGGCGCCACGCGGCGCGCUCGCGGUGCACGCGCUUGUGCCCGACCUGCUAAAGGGAGGCCGGACACCUCGACUGCUGCGGCGCUGCGAGGCCAUCGCCAACAGGGCGCUGGAGAGGCUGCGCGUGCGCCACCGCAGCGCGCGGCCUCUCGCGGCUGGCGAGGCGCUGCCGGGCGACGCGCCGCGCCUGCUGCUGCAGCUGCUGCUCCUCUCGCCGGAGAGGCUGCUGGUGUCGCUCUCGCCCUGCGAGCAGGGCCGCGGCCUCGGGACGUGGCCAAACUGGCACGCUCCCGCAGGGCUGGCCAGCGUCGACGUGCCAAAGCACAUGCCCUCGUCCGCCUACCGGAAGCUCUCCGAGGCCUUCGACUGUCUCCAGCAGUGGCCGGCGCCGGCAGACCGUGUCGUCGACCUCGGCGCGCUCGGCUGCUCGGUGAUCGCAGUCGACCGCAGCCCUCUCGACGCGCAGCUCGCGCACGACCCGCGAGUGACGUUCGUCGGCGGCGACGCGUUCGCGUACGAGCCGCCCUGGGCCGGCGAGGAGGGGAGGGGCGUCCGCACGUGGAUGGUGACGAUGAAGUUCCAAGCGGGGGUGGAUUGGGCCGCGCUCGAUGAAGCCGGCUCGGUGGCGGAGAGCCUGGGGUACGACUUUCGGAGCAAGCACUUCUUCAACAACAAGAACGAGGUGGAGGUGGAGGCGGAGGAGGAGAUAAAAAGAAUUCUGCGGCCGACAAAGCUGGCCGACCUCACCGACUUAGACAACCUUCGGGUGCGCCAGUGCACUGAUGGAAAGCCCAACGGCGACGAGGUAAUAUGCGACUUACGUCACGGAGAGGUGCACAAUGGCAAGCCGGUCUGGGACUGGGACCUCCACCACUCUUUUUGCUGGGUCCUGGACAGCGGCAACCAGGCAGGUGGCUUUUGGGCCCUGGCCAACCUCCACAUGCUGAGCGAUCGGGGCGAGGCCACGGGCAUCUGCUUCGACAUGCCGCAGCACGCCGGUUCAGGUGGGAGCUAUCCUCCCCUGGGCGCCUGGGUUCGCGGCCGUCCGUGGGACCGAUCCACCACCUACCCACACAACGAGCCGUGCUUCGUGCUCGAGCGCGCGUAG
Molecule: messenger RNA, 1428 nt
Organism: Emiliania huxleyi CCMP1516
Lineage: Eukaryota; Haptophyta; Isochrysidales; Noelaerhabdaceae
Exons: 6
Coding region: 1-1428 (475 amino acids)
Source: RefSeq, a predicted model, not a curated record